UCAAGUAUAAAUUCCUCUGAAACCGACCCGACACAUGUCGCCCUGCGAUUGCUCGUGUUUAUAUGUAUCAAGUUGAAUACAUUCUUCGUAUCCUUCGCAACGAAGUAGGGGCGCCAUGGAUGAUAUGAAGGGAGAAUACGACUUGUACUGGGAGACGAAGCGCUUCCUCGAGAGUGAAGAGCUCGAAAGCAUGUGGGGAAUAGAGCAGGCCAUUUCGGGCUCCUACGCUUCGAGCUCUUCCUCCGUCGAUGUCGUCGCGCCCUCCUCGGCCGCCAAGAACAUCAUGGUGGAGAGGGACCGGCGGAGGAAGCUCAACGAAAGGCUCUACGCCUUGCGAAGUGCGGUCCCGAACAUUACAAAGUUGGACAAGGCAUCAACCAUGAUGGAUGCUAUCAACUACAUUCAGGAGCUUCAGGAGCAAGAGAGAAGGAUGCAAGAAGAGAUAUCCAAACUCGAGUCGGAGAAAACAUCGAUCCGUGACGUCGUACCGAUCAUCGAGCGAGACGAUCUCCUCGUUCCGCAAAGGAAGAAGAGAACUACGCAGAGCUCAUCGUCGCUAGCUCUAGGGUCUUCGGGCUCGUCGUCGCUCGAAGUUACGCAACUUAGGGUUUCUAAAGUUGGUGAGAGGGCUUCAAUUGUUGAAAUCACAUGCAACAAGAGGAGGGGUAGCAUGGUGAAGCUGUGUGAGGUUUUCCAUUCUCUCAACCUCAAAAUAAUCACAGCAAACAUCACCUGUGUUCCUGGAAGCAUCUCACACAUCCUUCUUGUUGAGAGUGAGGGAAUGGAAAAUGCCCAGAUGAGGGAAAAGGUCGCGGCCGCCGUCGCCGAAGUGGAUGCUCCAAGAAGUCUUAUGAGUAAUAUUAGUCUGCAGUAGUCAGGAAGAUCAGAAAAGAGCCUCCCUCUCUGGAGUCUGUUGUUUUAGUUCAAAAGAAGGAUGUCAUAUUAGGGGAUUGAGAAUCCUAUACUUCCAUGCUUGAAAGGAGAAUUGUACACAACACUUUAAGAUGCCAACAGUAAUUGGUAUAGGUUACAACUAAAAGCCAUGUUUGGAUAGAGCUAUUCAAAAAAGCACAAAGAGAAUUUCAUUAUA
Messenger RNA from Ananas comosus (pineapple), 1090 nucleotides. RefSeq names its product transcription factor bHLH35-like. The record is from RefSeq and is a predicted model, not a curated record. Bases 116 to 874 code for a protein of 252 amino acids. Gene Ontology annotation, biological process: regulation of DNA-templated transcription. Lineage: Eukaryota; Viridiplantae; Streptophyta; Magnoliopsida; Poales; Bromeliaceae. The transcript has 6 exons. Gene Ontology annotation, molecular function: protein dimerization activity; sequence-specific DNA binding; DNA-binding transcription factor activity. Gene Ontology annotation, cellular component: nucleus.